UGGUGACAGAGACCAGUGGGCACAGUAAGGAUACCUACUGGAUCUAUACACAAGGACUUCUGCACAGAAACACAGAGUGAUAGAGGGGAAAAAAGGAAAAACAGAAAAGAAAAAGAGAGUGAGCGAGCAAUGACCUUACCAAAGACAUGAAGAGUCAACCCAUGAAUGUGUCAAAGUCUUGAAGUGUAACCAGCGUGCCUAACCCCCUGGGCCAGAGCCCCAACAGAACCAAAGCAGCACAGACCAAAAGCAACCAAACUCCGCUCGAGCUGUCCCCUGGCCACACCAAAACAAAUCGAGUGAAGACCAGCAACACCAAAACAGAAAAGAGAGAAAGCGAGGAUGAAGCUGAAGACUGAGCCUGCAGAGAUGAGUGAGUGGAGAGAGGCAGACUUCGCCCUCACCUGCACCUACAUAGUGCCGGACCAGGCAACAGAACCCAACUUUGGCAUGCCCAAAGCUAUGACCUCCAUUCCCAGAAACCUCACCUUCCGACACAGCACUGACAAUGAGGUGACAGGUGUCUACAGUAAGGAGUACAUCCCCCAGGGAACCAGGUUCGGACCCCUGCAGGGAGACGUCUACACCCAGGACGACGUCCCCAAGCACACCAACAGGAAGUACUUUUGGAGGAUCUACACAGAUGGGCGGCUGCACCACUUCAUUGACGGCUAUGACGUCCACCACAGCAACUGGAUGCGUUAUGUCAACCCGGCUCGCUCGCUGGCCGAGCAGAACCUGGUGGCGUGCCAGAACGGCAGCGACGUCUUCUUCUACACCAUCCGACCCGUGGAGCCCCAGCAGGAGCUGCUAGUGUGGUACAGUCAGGAGUUUGCCCACAGACUCUGCAGCCAACAGGGAGAGCAGCGCAAGCAGAAACACAUUAGCAGUGAUGACUGCCAGCAAGAGUUCCCCAAGCAGAACUUACCUCAGCAGGCCUGGGUCUGGGAAAAGAGGGACGACGUGAAGGAGGAGAGAGAUGACGAAGGAGAGGAGAAGAUUGAUGUGGAGGUGUUGGAGAGAGACACCCCGCCCGACACUCCUGACGACCAGAUCAUGGACUUCAGCAGGAAGAUGGAGAAGGCUGAGGAGAUGGACGAACAGGCCACCAUUGUCUCCCCUCAGUCUGAUCAGAGAGAGCCUGCCCUGGGCAUGGCUCACCUCUACGGGCUGCCUGACCACCAUGCCUCCGCCGCCUCCCCACACAGAGACCUGCACCUCCACGGCCUCUACAGCCACAGGCCGCACCCUCUCUAUGCCUCCUCCAGACACCUCCAGCCCCCCUACCACCAGAUCAUGCCACCCUACAACUAUCCCCGCCUCUUCCUCCCGCAGUACUCCCAACCUUUCCCUGGCAUGAUGCCGUCUAGAGAUUCUCUUCGGUACAGCAACUACCUGGGCACCGAUGGACUUCCAUACCCCUCAAUAGGUCAGCCAGGUCUACUCCCCGUGUCCCUGCCCUACCCUCCACCCACCCAGGGAGGGCUGAAGGAGCGUCCCCCCAACAUGUCCCCUCCUCUCGGGGCUCCAGCCACCCCAGAGCUAUCCCCGCUGCCCAAACCCAGCUUCCAGCUCCAGACACCCCAGAAGUCGCCCCUCCAGUCAUCCUCAGGCUGCGAGGAGGCCAUGAACCUCAGCCUGGCCACGUCACCGAGGAGUAGCCCCUCGACUUGCAGCACGCCCGGGUACAAAUCCCUCCCCUACCCCCUGAAGAAGCAGAAUGGCAAGAUCAAGUAUGAGUGCAACAUCUGUCUCAAGACAUUCGGACAGCUCUCCAACCUCAAGGUGCAUCUCAGAGUCCACAGUGGAGAGAGGCCGUUCCAGUGCAAACUCUGUAAGAAGAAUUUCACCCAGCUGGCCCACUUGCAGAAACACCACCUGGUCCACACAGGAGAGAAGCCACAUGAAUGCCAGGUGUGUCACAAGCGUUUCAGCAGCACCAGCAACCUGAAGACCCACCUGCGUUUACACUCUGGAGAGAAGCCCUACCAGUGCAAGCUGUGUAGCACCAAGUUCACCCAGUACAUCCACCUGAAGCUCCACCGGCGUCUCCACAGCUCGGGUGAGCGCCCCUACCGCUGCCCGCUCUGUGCCCAUGCCUUCCUCCACCGCUUCUCGCUCCGCGUCCACCAGCGCAGCUGCUGCCCUGCCAACAGCAACGCCCACUCCCACGAGCACGUCCGCGAGCUGGUGGAUCGCUUUGACGCCAGCCAGGAGGCCGAUGCUCUCCCCGAAGGGGCGGGGCCUACCCAGGUCGAGGCGGCGGUCGAGAGGUGGGUUGGACGGAGCCUGGAGGGGCAAGAGGGGAAGGAGGAUCAGAAGGAGGCCUCUCUGCUGCUCAAGGCGCUGACCGCGGCCAUCAAUGCCCCCGCACCCUCCACUCCUGCCAUACCUGCCUCUCACAGCCCCUCAUCAGCCUAUCAGGAGAGGGCUAGCGUGGUGCUCCUCUACAACCGGCCAAUGGUGAAGACAGAGGGACAGUAGGUGGAUAGGAGAGAGGUUUUAGGUAAAGGAGCAGGACAUUUUAAGGUUCCUACUAUAUGACUGGGAGACCACCUUUAAAGGUGCAGAGAACUGUAAGACAAAGAGACACUUCGCCAAAAAAAGAAAACUGUCUCCCCAGUCUUGAGGAAGACUGGGGGAACAGUCUCAAAAUGCCAAUGAGAGCAUCACCAAAACAAGACCAUCCCAAAGACUGUGUAUUCAGUGAUUGCACUUCCACCCUAACUCUGCUCUUCCCUAGAGAAGAUGAGAGCCUGAGAGAGUGAGUGUGAGAGAGAGAGAGAAAGAGAGACUGUAACAAGAGAAAGCGCGAGAGAGAGAGAAAGGGUGUUUUCCAUGUAGCUGUGAAAUACUGACUUAAACUUUUUUCUAACUGUUUUCACUCAGGUUUUAAUGUGCAUUUUUUUUUACCUUAAUUUAUUUUACCUCCAGAGUUUGUUUAGAUUAUUUUUUAUCAGUAGAGUGAGUGAUUCUAUUACACGUGUUUUGUAUUCCUAGAUUUCCCACAUGUAGGGAACAAGGAACAAGGAUGUUGCUAUCCAGAAAAUCAUGUGUGUACGUCGUGGUGGGGAAUAUUUUUGGAGAGAGCAUUACCCAUCCUGAAGACAUCACAAAUAUGUGUUUCAAAGGUCGGAAUUAAUUCCUAUCUGAUGCACUGACCUACAGGGACAAAUUUCUCCCUGACAGUUUGUAUCUUUACUCAUGCUUUUUGUGUUAUUUAUUUGUCCUUGAUAAAGGAACAGAUCAGGGAUUUUGAAACUACUGUUUGUGUAUAUGAGUAUUUGCCAAAUAACAAGUGUAAAAGAAAAUUGCAACUGGACCCAAUUAUGUAGCAAACUGAUGUUGUCUUUUAUUAUGUCAUGUUAAAAGUAGUAAGAAAGUUACCCAAAACUAGUCUGUUUCUUACCAAUGUUCGGAUUAAACACUGAACUAUUGACUAUGAGUCAUCAAGCAGUUGUGGUAGAGCUUUGUAUAAUUUAGCAGCACAUACAUAUUUUCUAUAUUUCACUUGUAUUGCUUGUUAAGGAGACAGUAUACAGUGUAUUUAAAAUUGUAGGAUGUUCUUUGUUUAUUCUACCAUUUUCCUUAUGCUUUUUAUUCUUGUCAUUCAUCUUGGAUAGCUGACUCUUUCAGCCCAUUGACUAGAUUCCAAUGUUAGCUCCUAUCAACAAAGCUUUACUUUGCUCACCCUACUUUGUGGAAAUUGUAUUUUGGAACUUUAUUCAUCUUAGCCUGAACAAAAUAGGCUAGACUAAGCAUCUUCUCUUAUGUACAUUUGCAGUGCUUCUGAACAUAGUUUACGCUCAGGUGAAUGUUUGUAUUGAACCAAACCACAGAUGUACACCAAGAACUGACACUUAACUACUGUAUACAUUGUUUCAUUUUUUUAAAUUGUUAUUACGUUGUUAGCUCUGGAAAAAAAGCCGUAGCAACAGUAGCUUUACCUACAUUAUGAUGUUACUUAAAAACCAAAAUGGUGGAACAACUUUAACAUGUACCACUGUAAGUCAGUAAUGCUCCUCUUUUGUUGACCUUCAGAUGUAGUUUUUGUACAGUAUGUUUGUCAAUGUAGUUUAUUUUUGGACACAGGCUACACAGGCUAUGACCUGUGUAAAUAAUUUAUAUGUCAGAGACUAUUUUGAUGAUACUUUUAUAUUACACGUAGAACAUUAAAAAAAUAUUGUUUCUCUAUAA
This is a messenger RNA of Osmerus eperlanus (European smelt), 4197 nucleotides long. RefSeq names its product PR domain zinc finger protein 1-like. The record is from RefSeq and is a predicted model, not a curated record. NCBI's taxonomy places the organism in Eukaryota, Metazoa, Chordata, Actinopteri, Osmeriformes, Osmeridae. Gene Ontology annotation, molecular function: RNA polymerase II cis-regulatory region sequence-specific DNA binding; DNA-binding transcription repressor activity, RNA polymerase II-specific; protein binding. Gene Ontology annotation, cellular component: nucleus; cytoplasm. Bases 343 to 2484 code for a protein of 713 amino acids. The transcript is spliced from 7 exons. Gene Ontology annotation, biological process: cell fate commitment; regulation of transcription by RNA polymerase II.